AUGUCAAGAGAAGGAUCCAAUCUGCAGGAAAAUUUCGAACCGCGAAAACCACUACAGACCAGUAUAUCUAAUUCAUUUAAUCCCUCAAUAUCCCAACGAGCAAAAACACCUUUACCAGCUAUAAAUAGUCAUCAAAAUACGAAGCCUGUUGCUGUCGUACCUUCGAAGAAUAUGUCAUUAACAAUAAAUAAUUCUAUCCAUGACGAAACCGAUCUCGUCUUACCAACCAAAGUAUUUCAGGCAAAAAAAAACUCAGUGAAAGAUUUAUCCCAAGCUCUCUGUUCGUAUUUAUGGUUUCGUCGAAUCAAAGAAAUUUUUCUCGUUAUGGGAAAACAAAACGAUGCAUUUACACGUUUUGAUAUGGAACUUGCUCGAAACGAUAUGAUUCAAACAUGUGAACAAUACUUAGAAAGUGAACGUCCGAAAAUUGGCGGCAUUAAUUUAAGUAAAUCGGAGCAAGAUAAAUUAGAUCGAUGGAAAAAUAAGCGAUUAUAUGGUGAAACAUUUCGAAUGUCCUAUUUUCGAAAGGAAACUGAUUCUGGCGAGAAAACAGUUAAAGUUCAGACAUUAACACAGCCAGAACUUUCGAAUGGCGAAGUUCCUAAUUUUGAUAAUGCCAUUUGGUGGUAUUCAUGUAACGAAGCUCCAAUCUUUGAUCAAAUGAAUAAUAUUUUACGUUUGGAAAAUUUCGAACUUCUGAUGUGUCAUCGCUACUAUAUAAGUGAUUUAUGUCAAAUGAUUGAACGAUCUUAUCUGCAAAAUCGAGUAUUGCAAAAACAGAUCGUCUAUCGAGCAGAUAAAUUAAGUGUUACAGAUUUUGAAAUCAUUAAACAGUCAACAACAGAAAAGGAUGCUCGAAUUACUAUUAAUGGAUUUAUUUCAACAUCUCGAAAUGAAAAAAUCAGUUUAGAAUAUGCAACGAAUAAAUUAAAAAAGAAAGGAAGUAAUGAUAUUGUCAUUAUGUAUGAAAUUACCAUCGAUCCAGUCAUACCUUGUUCAGCUUAUGCUGAUAUUCAAUCGAUUUCAUUUCAUCCUCGAGAAGAAGAAGUUCUCUUCAAUAUGGGUUCGACUUUUCAAAUCGAUAGUAUUGGUGAUGAUUCAACUAAUCCAGAAAUCAAACGUAUCAAAUUAACAGCACGAGAUUUCAAUCUGACUUUACUCGAUGAAAUGAAAGCCAAAGUCAAACAAGCAUCACAAGCAACUUUGAGUAUUUUACUCAUUCGUUAUCUGAUCGAACUAGGUGAAGAUCGAGUAUGCAAACGUUAUUUGAAUCAACUUGUCGAAAGUAAACAGUUAGAAAAUGAUCCUAAUCUCGUCGCGGUAUACAAUUGUCUUGGUACAAUUCAUUCCCGUCAAGCAUUGUAUGGUGAAGCGUUAGAAUAUUAUCGAAAAGCAUUGAAUACUCAAGCACGUUUACAGUUCUCGAAUAAUAAUGCUCUAGCGGAGAUUUUCAAUAAUAUUGGACAAACUCAUGUAGGAUUGAAUCAAUUAGAAGAAGCAAAACAAAAUCUUGAAGAAGGAAUUCGUAUUCAAAAACGUGAACCAAAACAUUCUCAACAACAUUUGGCUUCGCUCUAUUGUAAUUUAGGUCAAGUUGCCUAUGCUCAACAUGAUUGGGAUGAAGCAGAAAGUCAUUUCAAAUUAGCUUAUGAUUUAUACAAUCAAAGCUCGAAAAUUUCACAUGAUGCUCUCGAAAAACGCUUAUUAAAAGCCGAUCUAUGCAUUGCGUUUGGGCAUUUGAAAAGCGUUAAAAAUCCUAAAGAUUCAACGGAAGCAACUGAAAAAUUCAACGAAGCUCUGACUAUCUACGAAUGUAUCCUACCAUUAUCUCAUCCCAAAGUGGCUGAAGCUCAUAUUGAUAUUGUUUGUGAAUACACUCGAAAUAAAAACUAUCAAGCAGUAAUUCACUAUCAAGAUGAACAUUUUCGCUCAUUAUUAAAAGAUUACGAGAACAAAUAUACUACCAGUCAAUUGGAUCUUGCCAAUCUCUAUGCGAAUAUUGGUGCUUGUUUUGCUCAUCAAAAAGAAUACAAUAAGGCGAUGGAAAAUUGGAAGAAAAGUCUUGAACACGAACAAAAAGCCUUUUUUGAUGAGCUUUUAUCAUCAGCUCGUGUAUCGAAAAUUCAACGAUCGAUUCGAUUAGUCGAAAGUGCCUAUCGUGUGGCACUGGAAUAUUAUUUAUCCAACAACGAUGCACCCAAAGAAUAUCUCGCUAUUCUUUACGCCAAAAUGCAUGGCUAUGACAAAGUCAUCGAGAUUCUUCGAGGACAAAGUUCGUUUCUUCUUGCAAAUGUCUGUGUUUCUCAACGCAAUUUGAAAGGAAGUAUGGUUGUCUAUAAACGAAUUCUAGAACUAGAAAAACCUGAUACAACGCUAUUAACCGCAUUACUUUUACGUAUAUUAACAGCAAAAAAGGUUACAUCCACUGAAGAAUGUAUAGCAGAAUUACUACGAAUUGAGAAUUCCUUAAGAAAAAAUGUAGUAGAUAAUGAAGCGAUACGUCUACGUAUGAUUAUCAAUGAUUACCUAGCAGAAAGCUAUUUAGUUAAAGACAACUAUAAAUCAGCUCUUGAAUGUUCUCAAACUUCGUUUGAAUUAAAACAACGUCUCUAUUCAUCGUAUCAUCCGAGUCUCAUACGUAAUUAUCAAUUAGUAGCUUCAUGCAAUUUUCAACAGGGAGAUUACAAAAAUGCUGUACAAUACUAUGAAAAAGCGAUUGAAAUUCAAAUGGAUAAUAUGCCAACUAGUCAUCCUAAUAUUCGUGGGAAUUAUUUUCUCAUGGGAGAUUGUUACUGUCGAAUGGAUAAACUUGAAUUGGCAACGGAAUUCUAUGAUCGAGCUCAAGCACAGAAUGAAAAUGAGAACGAUGAUGAGAAAGAAAUAGAACGAGAUGUGAAAGCAUUACUUCGAAUGUAUUCUUAUCUGUCCGACGUCUUAGUUCAACAGAAAGAUUUUACCACAGCAAGUAACCAUCAACAAACAAGAAUCGAUACAUUAAAAGAAAUUCUUCCAACAUUUAUUAUUGAAUUAGUCGAAGACGAAGAAGCAACGAGUAUAACAUUUGAACAAUUACAAAUAGUAAUAAAAAGUCGUCUUGGCUUAGCCAAUGGUAGUACAUUUGCUCAAGUCCUACGAAAUUUCGUAUUUAUUCGUCUCUGUCUCGCUCGAGCUCUAUUACAAGCGGAAGAAAGUACAGAUGAUGACGAAGAUGCAACUGAUUUAUAUGAACAAAUGAUUGAACUUCAAUUGAAAUUGACACUAUUCGAAAACAAUGGUGAACAAGAUCUCACAUAUUGGUAUGAAGAAUUGGGCAAUGCCUAUAAUAAACUCUAUUCGAGUAUGAAGGAAACAACACGUGAUAAUCUGAUUAAAGCACUUGAAGAAACAACAAAUUCAGAUCGUCAACGAUCGAUUGAAUUUCGUCUUGGAAAUCUCUAUUUUGAUGAAGAGAAUUUCACCGAAGCAGAUCGAUAUUGGAAAAGUGCGUUGGAAAAAGUGAAACAUGACGAAACGACAAUUAAGACAGUAAUUGAAAAAUUAAUUGAAAAGAAUAAAGUGAAUUUAUCCAGUUUGGAAGACAAUAGUGAUCGUGAUGAUGAUGAUGAUGAUGAUGAAGACGAAGAAGAAGAGAAAGAAGAACAAGAUGCAACUGAACCACAUGUUCAAUCUGCAAAAUCUCAACGUCGUUUGUCGACGAAAUCACUCAAUGAGAAGGAAAAAUCUGAAGAAAUUGCCCAAGCUUAUCUAGAUUUAAAUGAUGAUAGAAUGGCAUUGAAAUAUUUCAAACGACACAUUUCAAAAUUAAAAGAAACGUCAACAGCUACAUGGUCUCAAACUGAUUUUCAAUCCGAACAAUUACCAAUGAUUAAACUAUUUUAUUCUUUUCUUACAGAGAUCAUCCAUUCAUUGUCGAAUUCGACAGAAAUUCCUGAUAAAAAUAUUCAAAUCAAUUUGUUACAAACUUACAUGAAAACCUUCACCAUAGCAGUACGAAUGACUGAUUCGUUCGAUCAAGUGUCUGAAUCAAUGUCGGCCGUGCUUGACAUCUGUCAAAGAUUGUACGAGGUUCCAAAUAAUCUUAUUACACUGUUCAAUUUGAUAUUUAAAAAUGAACUAUCAGAUGAUCUUCAUUGGAAUCAGCUCGCAGAUUUAAUCCCUCCAGCUGAAUCAAUCAGUAUGUUUAUGAAAAUAGGACAAUAUUACCUUUCCAAUCAAGAUUGGACGAAAGCAUUACAUAUUUAUCGUCUUCUUCAAGAUAAUAUUCACAAACAAGAGACACUAAAAUGUGCCAUUAAUUAUGGUAUAUUAAAAUUAUUAGAAUCAUAUGUAGUAGCAGAUGAAGAGUAUCGUCCAAAUAUCAAGACUGUUGAUAUUCGUUCAUCGUCUAUUCCCAUCUUCGAUCGAAUUAUUCUCUGUCGAUUAAUUAUCUCUUACAUGAUUGAGAUGGAAGAUGAUCAAGGUACUAGUCAAUUCAAGAAAGAAUUAUUCAAUUUACAGAAUGAAGUCUGGACAAAUAUCACUUUGAAAAAAACUGAUGGCAUUGGUCAAAUGUUGAUCAAAUUUGAUCAGAAUGCUCUUGCUUGUUGGUAUUGGACUGAAAUGCAAGCGCUCUACAAUGAAACAUUAUCGAAUUCUAUUGUCACUCGUCUAUAUUCUACAGAUUCAACAUUUGAAGAAAUUUAUUGUACAGUACAAGAAAUGAAUAAUGAUCUUUAUGAUAAUAUAAUUUUCUUGGCACAAAGCUAUGAGAAGAUGUCGGAAUAUAAAGAGAAAGACGAAUGUACAGAUGAUGCUUGUCAAUCACUUGAGAAGGCCAUCGUCAUUUGGAAAAAGAUAUCAUUAUUCAAAGAACGAGUUCAACUACUUCAAAUGAAAGUAGAAAAAUUAAAAACUGAAUAG
Molecule: messenger RNA, 4899 nt
Organism: Rotaria sp. Silwood2
Lineage: Eukaryota; Metazoa; Rotifera; Eurotatoria; Philodinida; Philodinidae
Source: the annotation of a GenBank genome assembly